Messenger RNA from Brachypodium distachyon (stiff brome), 1552 nucleotides. Its product is annotated as putative lipase ROG1. The transcript has 10 exons. The coding region runs from base 130 to 1182 and encodes 350 amino acids. NCBI's taxonomy places the organism in Eukaryota, Viridiplantae, Streptophyta, Magnoliopsida, Poales, Poaceae. The record is from RefSeq and is a predicted model, not a curated record.
AGAAGAAGAGAACCCGCCCUAUAAAACACUGCUCCUCGAGCAACCUUUCCCCCCGAGCAGUUCCCCCCUCCCGUUCGUUCCCCUUCCGCUUCCAUUGGCGGGCGGCGUGUGCCGGGGCGGGGUAAUUAGAUGGGUGACCUGGGAGGUGGAGGAGACUGGCGGGAGGCCGCCGCGGAGGAGGCUCCGGCUGCGGCACCGGCCGGAGGCGGGCCAGACCACCUGGUGGUCAUGGUCCACGGGAUCGUCGGGAGUGCGGCAGAUUGGAAAUUUGGAGCUGAGCAAUUUGAUAAGUUGCUAUCAGACAGAGUCAUAGUUCAUUGUAGUAAUCGCAACAUGCACAAGCUAACUUUAGAUGGCAUUGAUGUGAUGGGUGAACGGUUGGCACAAGAGGUUAUUGAAGAAAUCAAUAGAAGACCACAAAUAAAAAGGAUAUCUUUUGUUGCGCAUUCCGUUGGAGGAUUGGUUGCAAGAUAUGCUAUUGGAAGACUUUAUAGACCACCGAGACAAGAAUUGGAAAGUGCACCUGAAAGUUUGCGUGACAACAACAGAGGUAAUAUACAUGGGCUUGAGGCAGUCAACUUCAUAACGGUUGCAUCACCACAUCUCGGUUCUAGAGGAAACAAGCAGGUUCCUUUCCUCUUUGGAGUUACUGCCAUAGAAAAUUUUGCGUGCUGCAUCAUUCACUUCAUAUUCGGAAAAACUGGCAAGCACCUAUUUUUAACUGAUAAUGAUGAUGGAAAGCCUCCAUUAUUGGAACGUAUGGUGGAUGAUUGUGGGGAGCUACAGUUCAUGUCUGCUUUGCAAGCAUUUAAGCGAAGAGUUGCAUACUCCAAUGUUGGUUAUGAUCAUAUUGUCGGGUGGAGGACAUCAUCAAUCAGGGGGGGCUCCGAACUACCCAAUUGGAUUGAUUCAAUGAGCAAGAUGUACCCGCAUAUUGUAUACGAGGAACUAUCCAAAGCAGAAACUCCUGGUGAUGUUACUGAUGUGGACAAGGAUAACUGCACUCUAGAAGAGCGGCUUCUCAGAGGGCUUAAGCGUGUGUCAUGGGAAAAGGUCGAUGUUAGCUUCCACAAGAGCAAAGUAAGAUCUGCUGCACACAGUGUAAUUCAGGUAAAAGAUCCUGUAAUGCAUAGAGAAGGCGCUGAUGUCAUAAAGCAUAUGAUAGACCAUUUCAUUCUGUAGUGAACAACCCUGAUCUCCGGAAACAAAGCUUGUGCCAGCAGACACAAGUUGCUAACUGCUGAGUUGCCGAGCCUGGUGAGCACGUUUAUGGCAAACCCAGGUUCAAGUGUCUUAUAGAUAGCAUUCAAAAAGGAAAGUGUUUCAUAGAUCAAGUAUAUAUAGAGAGAGAGGCCAUGCCUGAUGCCCCGUCGUAGUUCAUCAUGUGAUCAUGUGUGCUGUGUGUUGUAGCCGCAGUAUCAGCCUUGUCCUUGUAAAUCUAAACCAUUUGUUUAAUUGAUGUUGUGGUGAUGUGCAUUUUCAAGAACGAGUGGGCAUGGAUUUGCUGUUUGAACAUUGAAUACACGAGGACUAAAGGAUUUGAACUUCAAAA